Callorhinus ursinus (northern fur seal) is the source of this 897-nucleotide messenger RNA. The record is from RefSeq and is a predicted model, not a curated record. NCBI's taxonomy places the organism in Eukaryota, Metazoa, Chordata, Mammalia, Carnivora, Otariidae.
AUGAAGAGGACGGAGAGGCACAUGGUCAUGGGUCCUGUGUAUAAACACUUUGAUUUGGAGAGGAAGAAUGCCAGGUGGGCCGAAGCCAGACUCAGCCAAACACUGCAGGGACUGGAGCACAUCUGCCUGUACCAUAUGAAGCUGCUGACCCGGGAGCAGAGACAGCUCCAGAAAGAACGGCAGAGGUUGCAACAAGCAGAUAUGAUCAAGAAAAAGCUCUCCUCUUACUUGGGGAAUGGAAUUCAGAAGAGACCAGAAGAUGUCCUUGUGCCCUCACCGCCAGGAGGACAGAAGCACCGAGUUCCGCAGGCAAAUAAAGUUAGAGCCCUGGCCACCAACUCGACCCAAGAAAUAUAUAAAAUCCAGUCCCAGAUGCCUCCCUUCGAUCACACUGGCCUAAAGGACUCCGUGAAAAGCAAAGAACAGUCACUCUCUCAAAAUUACAAAGCUUCCCCCUUCACAGCAGAGAAGCCACAAGCCCGAGAGAAAGAUCGUCUAAGACCCCCAAAGGGCAAAGACUCCAACAAGGGCAUCUCUAUUCUGUGUCAAGAUCAAGUCGUCUCCAUCAACACCCUGGGCCAAGGCCCUGGUUUCAGCCCAGCUGGUGGGACUGAUGAGGCCAGAUCACAGGAUGCCAACCUGAAGCCAGACCCCAAUGCUGGCAGACAAAGUCCCCUGAAUCCCAGGGAACGUGCAGGAAAUCUGAAACACGAGUCCAUAACACCUACCUUCCUAGAGCUGUUUGUGAAGGUCAGAAAUGCCCACUACCUCCGGCACAGGGCUCCCCCUGAGUCUGAGAGGUUGCUUAGUACUGGGGAGAUGUUCGGGCACAAGGAAUCCUUCCAGCCCAGAGGGAGACAGGAGUAUGAGAACAGGGCGGGCUUCCUUCGUCUCUAA